Molecule: messenger RNA, 1665 nt
Organism: Eleginops maclovinus (Patagonian blennie)
Lineage: Eukaryota; Metazoa; Chordata; Actinopteri; Perciformes; Eleginopidae
Product: kelch-like protein 10
Exons: 5
Coding region: 16-1665 (549 amino acids)
Molecular function (GO): protein binding
Source: RefSeq, a predicted model, not a curated record
GUGGGCAAAGUCAAGAUGCACGCUCAUAAGGUCAUCCUCUGUGGCUGCAGCUCGUACUUUCGUGUUCUCCUUACCAAACCCUUGGCGACCACCAAAAAGCAGAAGAUCUUCAUCCCUGGGGUGUCGCUUGAGAUGAUGCGCCUCAUCAUCGACUAUGCCUACACCAACUCUACUCUCGUGACAGAGGAUAACGUGGAGGAGCUUUUGGCAGCUGCAGACCAGCUCUUUGUGACGGGGUUGUUUCAGAGCUGCUGGUUCUUCCUGGAGGACCAGCUGUGCCCGGGGAACUGCAUCGGCAUCUGGAGGCUGAUGAGUUUCUAUUACAUGCCGGAAGAUAGGAAAAAAGUAUUCCACUACAUCCUGCACAGCUUUAAGGAGAUAGUAUCUGUCUCCGAGGAGCUUGUGGAUCUCUCUAUGCAGCAGCUGACCACCAUCAUUGAAAGCGACCACCUCAAUGUGAGCGAGGAGAGCACAGUGUUUGAGGCUAUCCUCAGCUGGAUCAACCACCAGCCAGACCAGAGAAGUGGUCACAUCUUUGAGCUGCUGUCUAAGGUGCGGCUAGGCUUGAUGAACUUUCAUUACCUCCAAAAUGUGAUGGAAAAUGAUGUGGUGAAGAAGAGCAGCAAAUGUUUCCCCAUGCUGGAUGAGGCACUGAAAGUGUCUCUGGAUUAUACUCGACACUCAACAUCCAUCUACAAAAGCCCUCUGAGCCGUCCCCGCCUGCCCUCUACCAUCUUACUGGUCACCGGAGGCGAAGAAGACGGUGUUCACGCCACCGAACUCGAGGCGUACGAUGCCCGCGCUGACUGCUGGACCACUAUCAGCGAUGGUCAGAUUCGUCGUGCUUACCACGGUGCUGCAUUCCUCAACAACUUUGUGUACUUAAUCGGAGGCAUCUACAAUCAUGUUUACCUGAAUAAUGUGAAAAAGUUUGACAUUGUGACUCGCACGUGGCACCAGGUGGCCCCCAUGAACUACUGCCGUGGCUAUGUCUGUGUUGUUGAGCAGAACGAGUGCAUUUACGCUAUUGGAGGCUACAAUGGAGUGACUUGCUUUAACAGUGUUGAGUGCUACAGGCCUGAGACUGACCGCUGGACCAUGGUGGCACAGAUGAACUCAAGGAGGGGUGGGGCCGGCGCCACGACUCUAAAUGGCAAGGUAUAUGUUUGUGGGGGUAACAACGGGAAUCGCGAUGUCUCCACGGCUGAAUGCUACGACCCAGAUAUCAACCAGUGGACCAAGAUCUCUUCCAUGAAGAUCAGCCGCAGCGGCCUGGGGGUCGCUGCCUACAGAAACCGCAUCUAUGCAGUUGGUGGAACCACGAACAUGGAACACUCUCUGCUCACUGUUGAGGCCUACAACCCUGAAACCAACAAAUGGAGCUGCACACCUUCCAUGCGCAGACCUUGCAGCUACUUUGACAUUGAGGUGGUGGACGACCAGCUAUUUUUGGUGGGAGGAUACAAUGGCUCCUCCACUGUGUCGGAUGUGAACUGCUACGAUGACGAAGCGGGUAUGUGGUAUGACUUCUCCCUCAUUAAGAAGCCUCGCAGUGGCCUGAGCUGCUGUGUACUGCAGGGACUCAACAGUAUGGCGGAGGACUUGUUCCCUCGUGGUGCUCUGAUGCUUCCCAAUGUGGAGGACACUCCAGGGGCAUCUAUCUGA